AUGCUCUAUGGCGGUGUCGACUCGACCGACUUUUCUUCGAUGGACCCGGAAAAAGGUCUCAAGACCAUGCUUCUUUCGUAUCGACCCCCGAGCGGCUCGUCCACGACAGCCGUCCCUGCGACGACUGCCUUGCACACAACGACAGCUCCAAGCACGACAAAGACAUCCGAGUCGGCGGCCUAUACGCCCGCACCCACCAAGCCGGUCAGCAGCGCCAUCACCACCGGUGCAGCUCUCGCGUUCGUGGCGCUGGCCCUUGCGGCGUCGAUGGCCUAG
Saprolegnia diclina VS20 is the source of this 276-nucleotide messenger RNA. RefSeq lists its product as hypothetical. Lineage: Eukaryota; Oomycota; Saprolegniomycetes; Saprolegniales; Saprolegniaceae. The record is from RefSeq and is a predicted model, not a curated record. The transcript has a single exon. Bases 1 to 276 code for a protein of 91 amino acids.